UGCUAGUGAAAAUCAUUACCCAACUCACGAGUGAAAUCUCAACAAUAUUAUGCAACUAUCAAGGUCGUGUUGUCUAUGGGUGUGAUCUCCGUUUACUUUUAUAAUAAUAACACGCAGUUGCAUUUCAUAUUUGCGUUAUCCAAAGGUCAACAUUCCAGACUGACAAAUUUUGCCUUUGCUAUAAAAUGGUGAUUGAACAAAAAUUUAGUGGAUUAUUUUGUCAAGUUCGCCAACAUGUUAAGGAAAAAUCUGCAAAAUCAAUAAACCUAUCUUUCUUACCUUAUCAGUAUUUAUAUUAAUACUGCGUCAGUCUCGUUCACCCACUUCUUCAAUAUGUGUGAAAAUCAAACCUACAAUCAAACCCCUAAAAAUGAAGAAAACAUAAACGAUCAAGACAGUCCAAAACGAAGAAAAACCGGCCCCAAAUGGACAAUCUUCCAACACAACGGCCCUUUAUUCCCCCCACCAUACGAACCCCUCCCUGACCACAUACCCUUCAAAUACAACAAAAUAACAAGAACAUUGUCACCACAAGCCGAAGAAGCGGCAACUUUUUACGCCAAAAUCACCAAUAAAAGACUCCUUAAAGACGACACCUUCAUCAGUAAUUUCUUCAAAGACUGGCGAAAGGUCAUGACCGAAGAAGAAAAACUGACAAUAACGGACUUCAGCAAGUGCGACUUUCGCUACGUGCGCAACUAUUUCAAGCACAAGAGAAAAGAAGAGGCCUUUGAACACCGGAAGAAACAAAUCGAAGAACAGAACGCCUUUUUUAAAGAACACUACGGAUUUUGUGUCGUGGAUGGGGUGUCCCAAGAGAUUGAAAAUUAUAAAAUAGAUAGUGGGAUUUUCGAGGGGCGUCGUUACCAUCCGAACACCGGAAGGAUCAAACGAAGAAUACAACCUGAAGAUGUUGUGGUCAAUUGUAGUGAGGAUGGAAUCCCGGAAGCUCCUGAAGGACACUGUUGGAAGAAGGUGGUUCAUGACAAUACCAGCACGUGGUUGGCGAAGUGGAAAGAUGACGUUCUUGGUGAAGAUAAGUACGUGCAGUUGAAGGCUAGUGCGACGUUGAAGAUGGAAGAAGAUAAACGCAAGUACGAAACGGCGAAAGAGUUGAACUUGAAGAUCGUUGAGAUACGGAAAGAAUAUUGGGAAAAUAUGUUCUGUGACGAUGUCUCAGUUAAACAAAGAGCAGUUGCUUUAUACUUCAUUGACAACUUUUUGUUUUCGACUGGCAAUGACAAGAAUGGAGAUAAAAAAGCGGACACUGUAGGAACUUGCUCUUUGCGUGUGGAACAUGUUCAAUUACAAGAAAAAGGUCACAUUGUUGUGUUCAAUUUCUUGGCGAACUCCUCAAUUCGCUACUACAAUGAACUCCCAGUUGAAGAACAAGUGUUCAAAAAUCUACAACUCUUCCAAGAAGACAAAUCUCCGGACGACAGACUCUUCGACGUUUUGACACCACAGGACCUCAACUGCUAUCUCAACAAACAGAUGCCAAAUCUCACAGUCAGAGUUAUUCGAACCUACAGCGCCUCAUACAUUUUUGAAAAAUUUCUUUACUUGUUCACUGAUCCCAAUAACUACUUAGAUGAAAAAAUCAGAUUCCAUAGAUGUGCCAAUGGUGUCGUUGCUCUUCUGCUGAACCAUCGAACAACUGAAGAGAGCGAAUUUAAAAAAGAAACGAUCUUGAUGGCGAAGCAAGAUAUUCAUUAUAUAGUCGCACUAAUGAAAAGAGGCGAAGUUUUCAAUAAGGACGACUCUAGAAUAAGAAGGUUAUUUCAAAAUUUGAAACGGCUGCUUUUCAAAGACACAGAAAUUCGUUUGGAAACUUCAAGAUUGGACUAUUUGGACCCCCGAAUUACCGUUGCUUGGUGUAAGAAGUAUGGUGUCCCAAUUGGACGGAUUUACACUAAGUCAGAAGAAAUGAAGAAGUUUAAGUGGGCUAUUGAGCUGGGGGAUCAAGAGUAUUGUUUUAGUGGCGAAAAUGUAUUACCCGAUCAAGAAUGAGUGUGACUGACAUAGAACAACAUUGUAUUAUUUAUUACAUUAAACUUAUAUUUAAGUAAGCGUAUAAA
This is a messenger RNA of Zophobas morio, 2078 nucleotides long. RefSeq names its product DNA topoisomerase 1-like. The record is from RefSeq and is a predicted model, not a curated record. Lineage: Eukaryota; Metazoa; Arthropoda; Insecta; Coleoptera; Tenebrionidae. The transcript has 2 exons. Gene Ontology annotation, cellular component: nucleolus; chromosome. Gene Ontology annotation, molecular function: DNA topoisomerase type I (single strand cut, ATP-independent) activity; DNA binding. The coding region runs from base 334 to 2010 and encodes 558 amino acids. Gene Ontology annotation, biological process: chromosome segregation; DNA replication; DNA topological change.